This is a messenger RNA of Python bivittatus (Burmese python), 4111 nucleotides long. RefSeq names its product HPS3 biogenesis of lysosomal organelles complex 2 subunit 1 (gene HPS3). The record is from RefSeq and is a predicted model, not a curated record. NCBI's taxonomy places the organism in Eukaryota, Metazoa, Chordata, Lepidosauria, Squamata, Pythonidae. Gene Ontology annotation, cellular component: cytoplasm; BLOC-2 complex. Gene Ontology annotation, biological process: organelle organization.
UCGCGGCGAGAGUUGCGCGGGAGGCGGCUGAGUUCGGAUCCGGAGCCUGGGCGAGCUGGAGCCAUGGUGCAGGUCUACAACUUGCACCCGUUCGGCUCGCAGCAGGUUGUUCCUCUGAAGCAGGAACCGGCGCUCUUCUGCUGCGGCCGCGACGUGCUGCUGGUGGCCUGCGGCCCCGGCGCCUGCAAGAUGGAAGUGUUUGCGGAACUCGGCGAGCCGCUGGGCUCUUUCAGUACCCUGGGCCGAGUGCUGUGCAUGGCGUAUGGCGAAGUGGGAGAUUAUGUGGCCACCCUUGAGGAGAAGAGCAGCACCCUCUUCUUACGAGUUUACAUAAACUGGAGAUGCAUGUCCUCUGGCAGCUCACGUGUUUGGGUGCGGAUACAGGGUCAUAACCCAGAAGCUUUCUGUACUGAGACUUCUAAAGACCAAAUGUCAAUCAUAGAAAUUCCUCUUUCUGAUCCUCCCACGUGUUUCUCCUGUUGCCCUUUAUCAGGAGACCUACUGGUUGGCUGCAAAAAUAAGUUGAUAUUAUUCCACUUGAAGCAUUUAGUUGUGAAUGAGGAUGUGAAAGUGCUGGACUUUGAACGUUCCUUAAUUUUGCACAUGGACAAGUUCACCCCAGUGGAGGUUGCAUUUUGUGCAGGGUAUGUUGCUGUAACAGCAGAACUAGAAGUCCUUGUAUUCAAGCUUCCAACUGGGGAGAAAAUAACUUUGGCUGGUAAGAGCGAACAGCAUACCUGUGAAUCUGUAGGACCUGAAACACUCAUUGACGAAGGUAUAACAGAGGAAGUUGAUCAAGCUCAGUCGGAGUCAGAUGGGUUUGUUUUCUGUCAGCAGCCCGUGGAACUCCUUGGGGAAGAAAGUAGCAAGAGUGAGAUAUCUAUUAUUCCAGAGUCAAUUAGCUUAUCUGGUGAAGAUCCACAUGUCCAAGUGCAAUAUGUCCUGUACAGGCGUUUUGCUCUUGAUGUAUCCUCAUUUCCUUUCUCUCCUGAAGAUGCCAAGCUGCACUCUCUUCAGCUGCUACCAAUAUAUGAAGCAGAGACUUCUGUCACAGCCAAGAAAGGAAAUACAGCUGAACAAGAAUUGCUGAGUUUGUUUUGCUUUUUCUCCCUGCCACAUGUGGCAUACCUCUACACGAUCAAUAACUUAGUGGAGCUGAUUUCUACAUACCACUAUUCAGAAAGAUCCCAGCAGGCAGUUCUUACACCCCAGUUCCUGCAUGUCAUUACAAGCAACAACCUGCAGUGCUUUACAGUAAGAUGCAGUGCAGCAGCAGCUCGGGACCAAGACCCCUACAUCGAUACAACAUUAAAGGCUUGUCCACCUGUGUCUCUCGAUGUCUGUACCUUGAGGAUGCAGCUUUUUAUAGGGCUGAAAGCCAUCUCUCACUUCAAACACCAUGUCAUAAUUUUGACAAAAGCAGAUUCUGAGGACAUUCUAGAGAAAAAAACACUUUCACGAAGACUUCUUUACCGAAAGGCUGAUAACAUUAAACCCAAGGUUGCCCCAGAAUCUGAACCUGGAUGGAAUUUAUAUAUUGUGAACACAACUUCAACUCUCCAGCUCUACAGAGAAAUGGUAGAAUACAGCAAGACUUAUGAAAAUGUAAGAACAGAGAGUUGUAUACAUCUUUUAAGUGAGGCUCACUUACUAGUCAGAACAGCUUUAAUGGAUCCUGAUCUGAAAGAUUUGGAGAAGAAGGAAGAUCUCCUAGCAGCAUUCCAUGAAAGUUGUGCUCUUCUUGGAGACUGUUACAGCAGGUUUGACACCAAAGACUUCCAUCUUGCACUCCCUUACUAUAAGAUGUCUGGCCUUUCCAUAUCUGACAUUCUGAAACGAAUAACAUUUGAAGAUAAAACACACAAGUAUGAAAAAGGCUUUAUAUUCUACUUGCAGCAUUCCUUUGAUGAAGAUAUAGAUGAAGAGCUAAGUGAAGACUUGGCUGCAAAAGUGCUUCAGAUAUUCCACCUUGCUGAGCCAAACCAGAUACCACAUGUCCUCUGCAGUCCUUGCAUGAAAAAAGUAUGCCUUGAAAUGGCAAUGGAAUAUCUGGAAUUGAUAGAAAAGGUGGUGCCAUCUGUUCUGGUGACAUUGGCCAAGGCUUCUGUGGCUCUGAAAAGGGGGGAUCAGAAUGGCUGUAAAAGGGAGCUGGACAGCCAAGCAGAGAUGAAGUUGGUAUGUGGUUUUAUUGGAGAGCCAAGACUUCUAAAACAGCACAUUAAAGGACAAAUAGUCCUGACUGAACUUGCUUUGUACCUUAAAGAGACCAGACCUGGAUUUCUCCUAGCUUCACUAUUGGCUUUACAUGAGAAUAAUAAAAUGGAACUUGAAGAAGCAGGCACUUAUAUUAAGAUGCUGUGUGGUGAAGAUGAAGAUGCUGUUCCCCAGCUCUUGGUAGACUUCUGGGAAGCUCUGCUUGUGGCAUGUACUCAGGAAGAAGUAGCACAGAAGUUGCAUUUUAAACUUGCUACACAGUAUAUUUGGAGAGUAUCUAGGAAACAGCUUCCUGACACUGAGCCUCUAAAAACCACUGAAGAUUUGGUAAAGUACUGUGGGACAUGGAUAAAUUCCUGCAGUGAUUACGGACUUAUUUUUUCUUGGAUUAUAUUCAUGAUGUCGUUAGUACCUCCUCCUGACUGGAAUUCAUGUGAUGACCUUUCAAAAUUACAAUCUCUCUUAUGUAGUUCAUCCUUCAGAAUAUCUUCCAUUCUCCCAUAUCUGAAGGAUAUUCCAGAAAAUUCUAUUUCUGGUCUGAGCAUACAUGUUCUUUGUGAUACACGUUUAGGGCAGUAUGAAACAGCUAUUGACAAACUUCUGGACAUGUGCCCUGAAGCAGUCAUACCUUAUGCCCAGCAUGAGCUGAAGGAUGAACAUCAGGCUUUAUGGUGGAACAAACUUCUUCCUGAACUCUGCAAACGAACUAGACAUGUUGGUGAUAACUACCUUGUAUUUCUGACAUCUCUGCGAGAAACAUUAUCUGUCAUUGCCAUGGCACUGGACUUGAGAGACUUCCUUAAUGUUUUACCUGAAGAUGGAAAUGCAGCAUUCUUCUUGCCACACUUGCUUCGGUGCAGCAGAAGAUUGGUGACCUAAGCGUAAGCGUAAGAAGAAUCCGCUAUCUUGGAUUGGUCUCGUAGGGAGCAAAGUACUCAAAUGAACACAACCUCAUAGUUCAACUACCAACUUAAAGCUUGAAAUACUGCACACUCCUGGCAUAUUCCCAUGUAUGUGGGAAAAGGAGGGUUUAAUUGCUGUCGUCUGAUCUGGGGUAGCAGUACAGCUAAACAGAUAGAGGAGACGUCAUCUGCACGCACGCACACACACACACACACCCUUCCAGCCUGUUCCUUAUUAACUUUGAAGCUUCCCAAACAGCACUGCAAAAAAGCAGCAAUGACUCUAGAUUAUUUUGGUAAGAGACAAAGUGGAAUAGGUGCAUUAAGCCUGUAUAAAAGUAAAUCUUGUCCCUCAAACAAGUGAUAGCUGGGCCAAAGCUUUCACCCCUGUUCUCCCUCAGUCAUAGCACCUUUGAUAAGGGUCGUCAUCUUAUCCCUGCUGCUUUAGAAAAGUUUCACCACUCUAAACUGCUGGUGGUACAUUUGAGCUGAACAGAAAUCACAUAGUUGCGAUGGGGCCUAGGUAUUCUUUCCAAGUAAAUAUUUAGUGUGAUUGUCAUUCAGAUUUUUUUUUCUAAGCAACAUUUGUAAUGUUUAACUUAUUAGAAUUCGGUAGGAAUAUUUGUUUCUUACGGCUGCUGGGGCAGAGAAACAAGAGCAAUUCCACAAGAAUUGUAACAAGAUCCAGAAGUUUCAGCAGAUUGGCUCCAUGCAGCCUAUUUGUGCUUCAAACAAUGAGUUUCUUCGGGUAAUUUCUAUAACUGAAUUAGAUCUGAAACCAGAUUAUGGAGGCAAUUUAUAAAGUUGGCCUACCAAGUAUCACAAAGUCCCAACAUUAAUAAUUACAAAGGUUGUUACAUUAUCUGCCUUUAAUUUCUCCCAUCUCUGCAGUUAUAAUACGACUCAGACCUCAUUUUGUCAUAUUUAUAUUAACAUCUGAAGAAUCUUCAAGGCUAGUUUAAUUUUUUUUAACAGAAAACUAAUUGAGCUAGAAA